CAAAGGGCUGGGUCAGAAAGAAGAUUUAAGAAAGAGGAAGCGGGGCAGACUUCAGACACGACUUGGUCGACAUUAUCAUCCUGCUUCUCGACAGUCUCCGCAGCCUGCCUGCUCGCCGCCGGCCCGCCCGCCUUUUAGCGAUCACAGAGAGGCUUUGCCGUGCUGUUAAAGAGGAAUCAACAUUGGCUUUUGGCGAUUUAAGGGGAAAAUUCUAGUCUCAACAAGAUAAUUGGGUAACAACGAUACAAGAUGGCAAACAUGCUUCGAGAGAUUCAGGAGAUUGGCUCACAUGCCGUGGAUAUAUAUGACUACCUCUUGGCUGGAGUUGAUCCGCGGCUGAAGGAUUAUCCACUCAUGCAGAGUCCUAUUUACAUGUCUGCAAUAUUGCUUUGCUACCUGUUCUUUGUACUGCAUCUUGGACCUCGAAUAAUGGCCAAUCGCAAACCCUUCCAGCUAAAAGAAGCCAUGAUAGUCUACAAUUUCCUGCUAGUGGCACUGUCAAUAUUCAUCGUCUACGAAUUCUUGAUGUCUGGUUGGGCCACAACGUAUACCUGGCGAUGCGACGCAGUUGAUACGUCUGACAGUCCUGAAGCAACACGAAUGGUCAGGGUGGCCUGGCUGUUCUGGUUCUCCAAGAUUAUUGAGCUCAUGGACACAGUCUUCUUCGUGUUGAGGAAAAAGCAUGGUCAGAUCACCUUCCUACACAUCUUCCACCACUCCUUCAUGCCCUGGACCUGGUGGUGGGGUGUUUCGUAUGCUCCUGGUGGAAUGGGAUCUUUCCAUGCCAUGGUGAACUCCUCCGUCCAUGUCAUCAUGUACUUCUACUACGGCCUUGCUGCUGCUGGACCACGCUUCCAGAAGUUUUUGUGGUGGAAGAAAUACAUGACUGCCAUUCAGCUGGUCCAGUUUGUUCUGGUAUCCCUCCACGCCACCCAGUAUUACUUCAUGGACAGCUGUGACUACCAGUUCCCCAUGGUCCUCCACCUCAUCUGGAUGUAUGGAACCUUCUUCUUCGUGCUCUUCUCCAACUUCUGGAUCCAGGCUUACGUGAAGGGUAAGCGGUUGCCGAAACAGGACGUUAAGCAGUGUCAGAACGGCACAGCUGUCUACACCAACGGCAAACACCACGAGAACGGCAACGGCAUCAACCACGGAGCCACCAACGGCUCCACCCGCCACGAGAACGGCAGCACUCACAUGGGCAAGAUGAAGAAGGCCUAAGAUAUCCCAAAGAUAACUUUUGGCUGUCUUUCUUUUCCUGUUUUUAGUUUUAUAUGCAAAACAUUGGGAAAUGACUUGGUCAAUGAUUUCCACAGUUGGGGUUCCACAUUUGUUCUUUAAGUUGGGAAACCAUUUAUGGAUCACAAUGUAUGAAGAGAAGAUGUUCUGACCUAAAUGUUAUCUUCACUGAUGUUGCAACCACCUCCUAGCUCAGUUUCACGUCACCCCACUUGCCCUCACCCCACUUAUCCGACACCCAAUGUCCUCCUGACCCCCUGUGGACAGACGACUGUACAGUUUCUAUCAGACUUGAAAAUAGUUUUUGUAAAUAGUUUUACAACACCAAAAAAAAAAAACUAAUUGUAUUGGUAUACUUUAGACUUCCUAAAUUUUGUUACAUUGUGUAUUUAAAAUUUAAGAU
Molecule: messenger RNA, 1642 nt
Organism: Chelmon rostratus (copperband butterflyfish)
Lineage: Eukaryota; Metazoa; Chordata; Actinopteri; Chaetodontiformes; Chaetodontidae
Gene: elovl1b
Product: ELOVL fatty acid elongase 1b
Exons: 9
Coding region: 250-1221 (323 amino acids)
Biological process (GO): fatty acid elongation, polyunsaturated fatty acid; sphingolipid biosynthetic process; fatty acid elongation, monounsaturated fatty acid
Cellular component (GO): endoplasmic reticulum; endoplasmic reticulum membrane
Molecular function (GO): fatty acid elongase activity
Source: RefSeq, a predicted model, not a curated record